Rotaria sp. Silwood1 is the source of this 414-nucleotide messenger RNA. Lineage: Eukaryota; Metazoa; Rotifera; Eurotatoria; Philodinida; Philodinidae. The record is from the annotation of a GenBank genome assembly.
AUGGCUUUAGGAGAACAGAGCGGUAUACGUAUCCUAAUUGCAUUGGGUAUAAUUGGUUUGUUUGGAAUAAUUACUUUUGCACUUGCUGCUGCUACUCUUGGCACUCUGAACAAACGACUCGAUGAUCUCAACCAAAAAAUAGACACACUUAAUGGCCAAAUAUCUUCUAUUACUGGCCCAUUAAGUACGAUAACUACAACUUCGACUGCGGCAACGACUGCUACUACAGCUACAACAACGACUACCACUACGACUACCACAACGACUGCUACUACGACUACCACAACGACUACUACUACGACUGAUACUACAACUACCACAACGACUGCUACUGCGACUACCACAACGACUGAUACUACAACUACCACAACGACUGCUACUACGACUACCACAACUGGUAACCCUGAAGCUUAA